UGUCGUUUGUAUGAUUUUCCCGUCCACACAACAAACCUACUAAAAAUCAAAAAUCAAUUAUUGCCGUGAAAAAAGAGAGGGAUAAAUCUCAAAAUAAAAAUCCCACGCUUUUCGAGCCGAAAACUUUUAGAGAGAGUGAGAGAGAGAGAGGAGACAGAGAGAAGAAGAGAAGAAGAAUGGAGGACAUGAAGAAGAGGAAGCUGGAGGAGACGGAGGGCAAUGGUGAAACCUCUUCGGAGGAACACUUGCGUUCGCUUCUCGAUCCUCUCGCUAAGCCCCAGCUCGUCGAUCUUCUUGCCGAACUAGGUUCCCAAUAUCCUUCAAUUGCAGACAAAAUUAAAAGUGUUGCAAGUGCUGAUCCUGUCCAUCGAAAGCUUUUUGUUCGGGGCUUGGCCUGGAAUACCACUUCAGAAACUUUGUGUGAUGCAUUUAAAGCGCAUGGAGAAAUUGAGGAAGGAGCUGUGAUUUAUGACAAAGCAACUUUUAGAUCGCGUGGCUAUGGUUUCAUCACUUACAAACAUAUAGAGUCAACUCAGAUGGCAUUGAGAGCACCUAGCAAGCUCAUUGAUGGUCGAAUGGCGGUUUGUAAUUUAGCUAGUGAGGGCUUGACCGGGACAAGUACUACCCCUGAUCUUCCCCAGAGGAAGCUUUACAUUGGGGGCUUGUCACGAGAAGUCACAAGUGAGAUGCUGCUCAACUUCUUUGGAAGGCAUGGCAAAAUAGAAGAAGGUUCAGUUGCAUAUGACAAAGAUACUAAUGAAUCACGUGGGUUUGGCUUUGUUACAUACAAGACAGUGGAGGCAGCAAAGAAGGCAAUAGAUGAUCCACAAAAGAGCUUCGCCGGGAGAACUGUCAUAGUCAAGCUUGCAGAUUCCCACAAGGGCAGGACAGCUCAAACACAGUUACCCACAGCAAUGGUUCCAAUGGCCUUGCCUCUGGGGGGCGGAUAUCCGCACCCUGGAAAAGCACAUCAUAGCACUGCUCCAGGUGGAUACGGUUAUCCUCAAAUGGCAGCACCCUAUCCCGAUUCUUCAUACUCUAGUCCUACCGCAUUACCUGGUCCAUACCAAAUGCAACCUCAAGUCUCAUAUCCGCCAGCCAGUUCAAAGAACGACUCCUUUGGACCUCCACCAACAAUGCCUAUGGGAACGGGGGGUUACCCAUAUUACAUGACUAAACAAUAAAAUUUGCCUCUCUACCUCUUGCUCCAAAAUAUGGGCAAAUGAUUUUGUCAGAAUAGGCACAGGGAAUUGGUAAAUGGCAUAGAAAUCUGUUGUUUUAGUACUGUAAGGUGUUUUCUAUUAGCUAACUCUUACUCGUCGUUCUUGCAUCAUUAACACCGAUAGAACCUGUUCAUUUGUGUCUGAGAUAGUUUGAAUUGAUUUUCUAGUUGAAGUAACAUUUCUAUCCCAAAAAAGGCCUGAAGGUAGUCAUAAAAAUUGGUUGAAAUAGGAUUUAGGUACCAGUCUACUGAUUCGAUAAAACACAGGAUACCAUGAUGCGAUUCCCCUUUCUUUCAUUCGGAGCACCCCCAGCAAAACGAUGCCAUCAUGGAAUCCCAGUCAUCAAAGAGUAAAUGGAAGCCAAAACACUCUUUGUAUCAAUGAGGAUAAACACCCGGGGAGCUCGGGGCUCACAUGUCCUUGUGUGGUGUGAGCCCCUGACUCCCCGGAGCCGAUGUAAGGGAGAAUGACUUGAGUCACGGCUUUUAUCAACACUUUAAUUCCCACCAACCAGAAAGAGCUUUCUUUGCAAGUGCAACUUCUUCCAUGCUCUAUCCUUUCACUAAACGGAAAACUUCAUUUUAUUCCUUCCAAUGAAUGAUCAUUGAAGGCAGGCACCACGUGGUGGUCGGAGAUGCACUUCUUCUCCAAACUCAUUUGGGUACACCACCCUUUAUUCUUAUGAUCCUUUUUUG
Morus notabilis is the source of this 1918-nucleotide messenger RNA. Its product is annotated as UBP1-associated protein 2C. The record is from RefSeq and is a predicted model, not a curated record. Gene Ontology annotation, molecular function: RNA binding. Lineage: Eukaryota; Viridiplantae; Streptophyta; Magnoliopsida; Rosales; Moraceae. The transcript is spliced from 7 exons. Bases 177 to 1184 code for a protein of 335 amino acids.